UAUUAAUGGUAUCGCUGGUUGCCAAGAAUACAAGUUGUUGUAACAUGUAAACAUGGGUGAUCCGCAAUUUAUUGCUGUUAAUGACAUUGAUGGUGUUUUAGCUUUUCUUCUAAGUAUUGAUUGGUGGGAUCCUUGGCUUGUCGGUCUAAUUGUCUUCCAUGUAGCAAUAACAGUGGCAGCUUUAACUACACGAAACCACAGCAACUUUCAAGUAUUGCUGUUUUUAAUCCUUUUGUUGUUGGUGUACUUCUCAGAGAAUAUAAAUGAAAUCGCUGCUAGCAAAUGGAACUUAUUUUCAAGACAACAGUAUUUUGACAGUCAGGGAAUGUUCAUCUCACUGGUAUUUUCAGUACCAAUUCUUCUAAACUGCAUGAUAAUGGUGGCACACUGGUUGUACCAAUCUAGCCAGUUGAUGACAAAACUAAAAACUGCGCAGCUGCGGAGAGAGAUUCGAGCUUCAAAGGAACAAAGGAAUGGGGCACACAAAGCUCUGAAGGAAGACUGAACCCGUCCCUAUUACUAAGUACAUUUUAAAGCAUGAACUAGUCACAGAGUCCUAUAUAAAUGUUACAUACUGAAUGACUGGUUAUUGUAACUAGUGUGGCAUAAUUUGUGGUGAACUCUCUGUGAAGGUUGCAGUGUGAAUGGUACCAUAUCAUUGUACUUAAUAUCAUUGAUUUCUUACUGGUUAAUGUACAGUCUAAUAACCUUGAAUUGCUGAGAAAUAUGACAAUGAUUCCCUGUAGAUUUUAAUUUGACUUGAAAUUUCUGAAACAUCUCAAGUCAGCAGUUAGCUAGAUUCACCAUUAAGCUAGCUGUGAUACUGCAUGGUGCCUGAAAAAAGUAUGAGACAUAGGUCUGGUAAGAGUUACUUAUAUUACUUCACAUUUUAUAUAAUGCUUCUCAGCACUUCAUGUGGCACACAACCGGUGUACAUACUCUGAAGCUUCCAUUAGAAGUACAAAGUCUGAUAUGUACAGCUGUACAGAUUGUUUUGAUAGUGUUUGUGCUUAACAUAAUUUUGUGUUUAGAUAAAGAUGAGGACUUGAGGCAGCAAUAACUGAACUGUGAAUGGAUGUGUGUUGUAACAGAGGUCUGUUUCAUAACUCAGAGAUGAAUGAAUUAAUUAAUUAUAACUACCUUGAGAAAUA
Messenger RNA from Schistocerca nitens (vagrant locust), 1151 nucleotides. RefSeq names its product transmembrane protein 18 (gene Tmem18). Gene Ontology annotation, cellular component: nuclear membrane. The record is from RefSeq and is a predicted model, not a curated record. Bases 53 to 505 code for a protein of 150 amino acids. NCBI's taxonomy places the organism in Eukaryota, Metazoa, Arthropoda, Insecta, Orthoptera, Acrididae. The transcript is spliced from 5 exons.